Rana temporaria (common frog) is the source of this 2500-nucleotide messenger RNA. It is a transcript of the gene ALAS2, whose product is annotated as 5'-aminolevulinate synthase 2. Gene Ontology annotation, molecular function: pyridoxal phosphate binding; 5-aminolevulinate synthase activity. NCBI's taxonomy places the organism in Eukaryota, Metazoa, Chordata, Amphibia, Anura, Ranidae. Gene Ontology annotation, biological process: heme biosynthetic process; hemoglobin biosynthetic process; erythrocyte development. The record is from RefSeq and is a predicted model, not a curated record. The coding region runs from base 99 to 1928 and encodes 609 amino acids. The transcript has 11 exons. Gene Ontology annotation, cellular component: mitochondrial matrix; mitochondrion.
GGGAGGGGCCAAGUCACUCCUCCACCGACUGCCCCGCUGAUGUUCAUCACUUGAUGUUCGUCCUCAGUGCAGGGCAACAGAUACCCUGAUAUUUGAACAUGGCUUCUUUCAUCAAACUCUGUCCCUUCUACACCCGGGACCCCUCAGUGUUCCUGCGGGUAGCUAAACCCAUCAUCCUGCGCAGUGCAGAGCGCUGUCCAGUCUUGGUGUCACGUGCCUUGUCCACUACUGCAGCUAACCAGCAGAGGUCCAAAGACUCCACACCAUCUACUGGAAUCUCUUAUGGAGCCUCCAACAGACGCACCCUGGCUCAAGCAGCUCCACAAGCUGCCACCGCCAGUGCCAAGUGCCCCUUUAUCGAGACCGAGAUGGAGAAGGAUGAGAGUAAUAUUGUCCAGAAGGCAGGGCCUGAAGUGCAGGAGGAUCUUAAAACCUUCAAAACUGAUGUUAUCAGUUCUCUCCUGUAUGAAGUCCAGUCCAGCCUGAAGAAGAAGUUCCUCGGUACUCCAGUGAAAAAAGUAAACCUUGGAACUGGGGCCCCUCUCACCCCCACUCAUCUGAUCAAAGAAAACAUGACAGGUGGAGCUGCCUUCGGCUACGAUGAGUUCUUCGACCGGAGGAUUGAGGAGAAGAGGCAGGACCACACAUACCGGUUGUUCAAAACUGUGAACCGCAGGGCUGACGCCUACCCAUUCGCUGAGGAUUUCUCUGACCUCCAGGGCAACAAGAAGGAAGUGUCCGUUUGGUGCAGCAAUGACUACCUGGGCAUGAGUAGGCACCCUAAGGUGCUGCAAGGCAUUGCGGAGACUCUCAAGGAUCACGGAGCUGGAGCAGGUGGGACCAGGAACAUUUCAGGCACCAGCAAGUUCCAUGUGGACCUGGAAUGUGAAUUAGCAGACCUGCACAAUAAGGAUGCGGCUUUGCUCUUCUCUUCAUGCUUUGUCGCCAAUGACUCCACUCUGUUCACAUUGGCAAAGAUGCUACCAGGUUGUGAGAUUUACUCUGACGCCGGAAACCACGCCUCUAUGAUCCAGGGCAUCCGAAACAGUGGUGUGGCAAAGUACGUUUUCCGCCAUAAUGACCCUGAGCACCUUGAAGAACUGCUCAAAAAGUCAGACCCGAAGAAGCCAAAGAUUGUUGCAUUUGAGACUGUCCACUCUAUGGAUGGUGCCAUCUGCCCCCUGGAAGAGAUGUGUGAUGUGGCACACAAAUAUGGAGCCAUGACAUUUGUGGAUGAGGUGCAUGCAGUGGGUCUGUAUGGGGCUCGUGGUGCAGGUGUCGGAGAAAGAGAUGGAGUCAUGCACAAGAUGGACAUUAUCUCUGGAACACUGGGAAAGGCCUUUGGCUGUUUCGGUGGCUAUGUAGCAAGCAGCGCUUCACUCAUAGACACAGUGCGUUCUUAUGCCGCCGGAUUCAUUUUCACGACCUCCCUCCCUCCCAUGGUGCUGGCCGGAGCUUUGGAGUCUGUGCGUGUCCUAAAGAGUGAAGAGGGGCAAGCUCUCCGACGUGCCCACCAGCGUAACGUCAAGCACAUGCGCCAACUCCUAAUGGAUGCUGGGCUGCCCGUCAUCAACUGCCCGAGCCACAUCAUCCCCAUACGGGUUGGUAAUGCCGCCAUGAACACCAGGAUCUGUGACAUACUUCUGUCUGAGAACAACAUCUACGUCCAAGCCAUCAACUACCCAACCGUUCCCCGUGGAGAAGAAUUGCUCAGGCUGGCUCCCUCCCCUCACCACACUCCCGCCAUGAUGAGCUACUUCGUAGAGAGCCUGGUACACACAUGGAAGGAAGUCGGGAUGCCUUUGAAAUCACCAUCUGCAGCCGAGUGCAACUUCUGCCACCGCCCCCUACACUUUGACCUGAUGAGCGAGUGGGAGCGUACCUACUUUGGGAAUAUGGAGCCGAAAUACAUCACCAUGUACGCCUAACCACCACCACCACGUUCUGAGGCUCACCACACCCAGACCAGCGGUCUUCAUGAAGCAACUCCACCAAUAAACCUUUGAUACCUCCAAUCAUCAUUCUGAUAGCGCACAGCAGGCCUUGCAUAUAAAAAAUUAUAGAAAAGAGAGUGGUCAGCUAGGUUCUACAUGGCACUUUGUAACUUGCAGUUAAAAAAAAGGGCAGCCAGAAUCUGAUUGGCUGCUAUUGGGAACACAGGCUUAUUAUCACGCUUGCUUGAAUGGUGACCAGGAACCUCCUGAGCACCAAUUACCGCAUAGCUUCUGAAGCCCCGCCCCUUCUUUCUUGCCUGCAAUGUACAAAAGUACGUAGGGGUGCAUUUAUAUAAAAUUUGUGGGGCCAAUCAUCCCAUGAAACUGCAUGUAUAUUUGUGUUGUGAAAAUGGGGGCAAAAUGUAAUGUUAUUUUUUUUUUUUCCUCCAGGAUGAUUAUUAUUCAUUCAUACAGCAAUUUCGGAAAAUAAUCUCAUUGGGCCAGAUCCACAGAGAAAUAGAUGGGCGCAGCGUAUCAGAGAUACGCUACGCCGCCGUACCUUACCA